Terrapene triunguis (Three-toed box turtle) is the source of this 2380-nucleotide messenger RNA. RefSeq names its product ras-related and estrogen-regulated growth inhibitor-like protein. The transcript has 5 exons. Gene Ontology annotation, molecular function: GTP binding; GTPase activity. NCBI's taxonomy places the organism in Eukaryota, Metazoa, Chordata, Testudines, Emydidae. The record is from RefSeq and is a predicted model, not a curated record. Bases 1 to 651 code for a protein of 216 amino acids.
AUGCCGCCGGAGCGGACUGCCACCAGUUCUGUCGCCACCUGCUGGCUCCUCGAGGCUGAGAACUCUGAUCCCUACAUUGAUGUGAACGCGGAAUUCCACCCUCUGACAGUCCGAUUCCUCACCCGGAGGUUUAUUGGUGAAUACGGGGAUAUUGAAUCCGUUUACACGCACAACGUGAUGGUCGGAGGCAGAGACGUUUGCUUCAGCAUCUGGGACUCCACCUGCCCCCAGGCUGCCGAGCUCCAGGGCUGGGUGAGCGAGAAGCAGCUGCGCUGGGCGGACGGCUUCGUCGUGGUCUACAGCAUCUGCGACCGCUCCAGUUUCCACCUGGCCCGCCAGCAGCUCCAGCGCAUCCGGCAGCUGAAGAGACGGGGCAGUUCCGAGAAAGCGCCCGUCAUCCUGGUGGGCAACAAGCGGGACCUGCAGCACCGGCGGGCCGUCUCCAGCGAGGAAGGACGGCUCCUGGCCCUCUCCACGAACUCGGGCUUCUUCGAGAUCUCGGCCGCCGAGACGUACCACGGCGCCCUGGUGGUCUUCCACGAGCUCCUCGACCUGGUGCGGGACUCCAGGAGCUCCGGCAAGAAGGCCGUGGGCAUCCGUGGCAUCGUCCGCACCAUGUCGGCUGUCUUUGGGAGGAGGAGGACGGAGUAAGCGAGGAGGGGCCCCGCGAAGAGAGCUCAGAUCCUGGGGACAACGGAACGUAGCCGGAACCACGCGCCAGUGGCUUGGGUGUCACCGGUUCCUCGGCGUGGCAUGAAGCGUGGCACCGGAUGAGCCCCUUGGCGAGGGUCCAUGGCGAGAGCCAUGGGGAAGCAGUUCUGUGUGUGUGCCGCCGGCCUUCUCUGGUGGGAGCUCUGGCUGGGGGUCUGCGAUAUAAUCGGGGUGGUAAUUACAUUCCGCCUCCCUACCUGUGCCCGCUGGCAGUUUCCGCUGGAGGAACGAUUCUCCACCUGCCCCUUCCUAAAAAUUGUGACCGUGUGGCUGUUAAAGAGCUGCUGCGCUCUGCCCCAGAGGUGGGUGCAUUUCACGGGGUGGGUGAACGAGCGAUGUUUACAGUGAACCAGGUUUGUCGAGUGGACAUUGGGUGCCCAGUUCUCCCCUGACACCUGUGCAGAGUGGGCGUGUAACACUAGCAACCCUGAAUGGCAGCAUUUUACGGGCACUUUGACUCCAGAGGGCCAAAACCCCUGCUGGAGGAAACUUGCACUGCUCCAUGGAAGUGCACCAGAUUUGGAACACAAGGCAGCAGAGAAGCUGUCACCCAGAUCCCAUAUUUGGAUGAUACGGUCAGUAUAUGGGACCUGAGCCUGAAUUCAGGCUCAGCUCCUGUCGAGAGUUGGAUACCACAGUGAGGGGCAACCUAUAAAACCUUUGCUUGAGGUCCAAGCAUUGGGCCCUCUUAACCAAAGGCACGACUGUCUGCAGCAACCUAAAAGCCUGAAGCACAAAGUUUACGUACUUUUAAGGGGCCCAUGUUUGAAAACUCGGCUCUAAACCCUCGGGUAGUAGAGAGAAGAUUACAAUUGUGGUGGCGAAAUAAUGGGGCUUACUGAAGUUUGAGUCGCUUGCACUGGGCUGCAUUGGUUUUUCUGCUGGGUUUCCAAAUUACUUUUAGCAGGAAAAGUAAUCGGGCCAGGUUCUGAUCUCAGUUAUGCUGGUCUGAACCCACGGACUUUAACAGAGUCACUCUGGAGUUACACUUGCUGUAACUGAGAGCAGAAUCGAACACACUGCGUGACUCGUCAGCUACACCAGUGUCAAUCCACAGUCACUCCAUUAGUCAGUGGAGUGACUCUGAAUUUAUUUCAGUGUAACUGACGGAGGCAGUUAUUGCGCCCGGUGGCAUUUGUCAUUGCAUGCAGCGAAGGCUAGUGACAGAAGUAAGGCUCAGGACUCUGGGGUUCAACUCCUGGCUCUGCUACUGAUUUCGCCGUGCGACUUUGGGCAAAUCACGUCCCGCCCUGUGCCUCAGUUUCUUCAUCUGUAAGAUGGGGAUAAUAAUGCCUACCUCACCGUUUGUGUGGUGUGAGGCUUCAUUAGUUGCAAAGUGUAAACUAUUAUUGAUUUUUUUUUUCCAAAGCCAAAUUCUCAACCUAGAAUAUUAGAAACACAGAGCUGCUGAGAGAUAGGGCUUUCACUGUUUAAGGCAGGGUCAUUUGAAAUGCCACCUGUCCCAGGGUGAGUGGGGAAAAUGUUAUAGUCUCCAGCAGCUGGAAUACAAAUUCUCCCAAAUGAAAUGUGAACUGUUGUAUAUUUGUGAAUAACAUAAAUAUUUAACUUAUUGGAGCGAAUGUUUACAUCCGGAAUUUUUUUUUUCCCGGUUAAAAUAUUCUACUUGCACAUUAGAAAAAAUAAAUGAUGGUGAAAAAAUGUUAUUUUU